CCAGGGUCCCUGUAUUUUUUCGAAGAGGCGGCAGUAACAUUCUUUGCGACACGAUGCGAUGAAAGGAACGUUUGGAUGGGCUCAUUUGUUCAGGUCUGCGGCAGGGAAAGCGCCGUGGCACCCGCGACCAGCCUCACACCAAUCCUGGACCUCCCCUAUACGACCCAGUGAUGUCCUCAACAAGCGCGCAUAUGCCACAGGGGCCGCUCCGACAAAGGCCAAAAGGUCUCGAACUCGCCUCUACGUUGUAGGUGGCAUUGUCGUCGCUGCUGCUGGUGCUGUGGCUGUCAGCGACGAUGCACGAUACGUCUGGAUCGCUGCUCAGCGCACUGGUAGAGUGGUCAGCACUCUUGCCCUCAAUAUCAACGACUACCGCCGUACCCUAAACCAAUAUGACGCCCUCCCCGAACCCGACUACCAGGCUCUCCUCAAGGCUUGUCAUCAACGCUGUGCCGAGCGUACCCUGGUUGUGCUGCAAAAGAAUGGUUCUAUCUUCGUCAAGCUGGGACAGCACCUGAGUAGCAUGAACUACCUUCUGCCCUCCGAGUGGUGUGAUACUUUCAUACCAUUGCAAGAUCAAUGUCCCGUCUCCUCCAUGGAGAGCGUCGAGGCCAUGGUGCUGAAGGAUACCGGAAACACACUAUCCUAUUACUUCUCCGAGUUCGAAACGAAUCCAAUUGGCGCAGCAUCGCUCGCUCAAGUCCACCGCGCGACCCUGCGCGAGACUGGUGAACGGGUUGCUGUCAAGGUUCAACAUCCUGCUCUCGACGAGUGGGCUACUCUCGAUCUGGCUCUUACCCGCUUCACCUUCCGUACUCUCAAACGCUUCUUCCCGGAAUAUGACCUGACUUGGUUGAGUGAUGAGAUGGACCAGAGUCUGCCUAAAGAGCUGGACUUCGCUCUUGAAGGUUCCAACGCUGAGCUCGCCCGCAAAUACUUCGCCGAAGUCGCCUAUCUUCCUGUUGUCAUUCCUAGGGUUCAUUGGGCUCAGCGACGUAUUCUUGUAAUGGACUUUGUGACUGGCCGUAGACCUGAUGAUCUUGCCUACCUAGAUGCCAACAAUAUCGACCGCGACGAGGUUUCUGCUGCGCUUGCUCGCAUCUUCAACGAGAUGAUCUUCGGGAAGGACGCCCCGUUGCACUGCGAUCCCCACGGUGGAAACAUUGCUAUUCGCUUGAACAAUUCUAAGCGUGCGCCCAACAAUUUCGAUGUCAUCCUGUAUGAUCACGGUCUAUACCGUGUGCCAGACAACGCUCUUCGUCGCAGUUACGCCAAGUUAUGGCUCGCUGUGCUGGACGCCGAUGAGCCACGCAUGCGCCAAUACGCGAAGGAGGUUGCCGGUAUUAACGAUGAGCAAUUCCCUCUGUUCGCUUCAGCAAUCACUGGUCGCGAUUACCGCGUUGUUACAAAGAGCGUUGCUACAUCUCGAACCGAUGAGGAGAAAGAGGCCAUCUCAGAUGCGUUAGGCGAUGGCAUGCUGGAACAGCUUGUUCAACUCUUGGGUCAGGUCCCUCGUGUCAUUCUCCUCAUCCUCAAGACCAACGAUCUUACACGCAGUCUCGACGAGAACUUGCACACCCGCCAAGGACCCGUCCGCACCUUUAUGAUCCUAGCACGUUAUGCCGCUCGUGCCGUUUACGAAGAGAAGAUGGAAAUAUUGGCCGCUGCUGGUUUCGGUCCCAGAAGACUCUGGCGCAGAUUUACCGCCUGGGCUGACUUUGCCCGCAUCGAGUUCAAGCUUUCUGCAUUCGAGACGUGGCUUAACAUCAAGAGGCUCUUGGGCAUGCAACCUACAGUCAUCUAGUAGCCAAGAUUGUAAGGCGUUUUGUAUUAACCUGAGCGAUGGCGUUUUUUGUUUUUCUGUUUCCACCUGGGAUGGAAGUGUUUUGUUGCAUUGGUUUAUAGACAUUGGGCCUCGAUCUCGGCCUUGUAAGUAAUAGAUCACUUAUUCUAUGUUUCUACUGUCACGAC
Messenger RNA from Aureobasidium pullulans EXF-150, 1971 nucleotides. RefSeq names its product ABC1-domain-containing protein. The coding region runs from base 59 to 1804 and encodes 581 amino acids. Gene Ontology annotation, cellular component: mitochondrial inner membrane. The record is from RefSeq and is a predicted model, not a curated record. The transcript has a single exon. NCBI's taxonomy places the organism in Eukaryota, Fungi, Ascomycota, Dothideomycetes, Dothideales, Saccotheciaceae. Gene Ontology annotation, biological process: mitochondrion organization; lipid homeostasis.